AGCUUUGCUGAGUUAAAUUUUGUUCCUUGAAAGCUGCAAACCGCCAAAAACACCGUGGAAGCACUACCGGUAUUGUCGCCAUUGCUGUACCAGUACUAUACUGAGUUCGUACCUGAAUGGAUCGAGGUAGAUACCACCAUGGCUACCCCUGACCAACUAGAGUUCAUUAGAGAAGUGCUACGAUCAGCGCCUGCUGGUAACUUCAAUGCCUUGUUGGAGGACAUGCAGAAGCUUGCAGGUUCUUCGGUUCCAGAUGAUGCUUGGGCGGAAAUUAAAAGUCACCAUGAGCGUGAUACGUGCGCUGCCACUCAAGAAGACCUGUCCCAUCCAUUGGCGGCUUUAUUGAAACAAGAGCUGAACAAGUACCAAGAGGGUCUCUACAGCGGUGGAAAGGACGUUAUCUCUCGUGGUGAGAUUUCUGCAGGAAGCAACAAUGAUGAAGUUGUCUUGCGAACAUAUGCCGAGCGGGUGGAUGAAGCAAAGAGCCGAACUGGUUUCUGGUCCGCUGAAUGGACCAUUAAAUCAGAUGCAUCGACUGCAGAAAUUUCAGGAAAAUUAAAGAUUUGCUCCUUCUCCUUUGAAGGUGGGAACUUUCAACUUCGAUCCACAAGAGAAUUCGCUCCUAAAACGGUGGAAGGCGAAUUGGCCCCUGCCAUUAUGAAGCAAAUUGCCUCCUGGGAGAAUGAAGCCUUUGUAUCCCUUAUGGAUUCCUAUGCGCAAUCUACCCAUAGCUUGAAAUCUAUUCGAGGAAUUCUACCGGUAACACACACACGGCUAAAUUGGAAUGUGGUGGUUCACCGCACAGCAAGGACUCUCCAAGAUACAGUCCAAAAAUGAUGAUGAGGGUAUCAAAAUAAAAGAAGAGCCCUGAACACAUGGCAGUGUUCAAUUUACUGUCUUAUGGUCCUCACUCAAGAGUGGCAGCAAUUCUGCAAAUCUAGCAUCAGCAGAAAUGAGCUUUUCCCUGCUAUCGAAUCCCUAUGUUUAGAUUGAUUAUGAAACCAGCAUCCCAAAUAAAUGCUUCUUGUAGCGUUACAGUAGAGUAGUUAAUCCCCAGCUGUCAUUCGCUAUCCUGCAACUGUUCAUUGCUUCGCACGAUGGCAGUACCCAUCGUUUCAACUUGUGUUA
Molecule: messenger RNA, 1128 nt
Organism: Seminavis robusta
Lineage: Eukaryota; Bacillariophyta; Bacillariophyceae; Naviculales; Naviculaceae
Source: the annotation of a GenBank genome assembly